Electrophorus electricus (electric eel) is the source of this 2155-nucleotide messenger RNA. RefSeq names its product SLAM family member 9-like. Gene Ontology annotation, cellular component: membrane. The record is from RefSeq and is a predicted model, not a curated record. NCBI's taxonomy places the organism in Eukaryota, Metazoa, Chordata, Actinopteri, Gymnotiformes, Gymnotidae.
AAAGCCAAAGUCUUAUCGCAUCCGCAAACGCCUGCCUGUUUCUGACUUGUUACAUGAACAAGGUCAGUUUGUAUCAAAAUUGGACUCAUAUAUGCAGGCAGAUCCAUAGCUGAAAUAGUGUUUCUGGAAAAUAAAGUAUUAAAGAUCAUCACCACCAUCUAACUUAAAAUGUCAUUGUACUCUCAAAUUUCAUCUGUACUGUACAUUCAUGAUAUUUUUAUCAUGCUUGUAAAGACUUAAACAUGACAUUAAAUUUGGUAUUUCAUUAUUUUUACUGUGCAUUACAUUACAUGAAUCUUGAAAUGUAAACAUUUUAAAUAUGGAAAUGAGGCACUUUUUAGGGAGGCACCCCAUUGUUAUUCAGAGCCAAACUGACAGAAGUUUAUAAACCUCAAGAAAGGAAAUUUGCUCACACCCAGUGCAAUGGCGAUUGUAGCAAAGCUGAUUUUCAUUCUCUGCAGUUUGGCCUCAAUAACAGUGUCCAAUCAUGAGUUUAAGGAGGUUGGCAGUUCUGUUCAGCUGCACAUAAAAGGCAGUAUAAAACCAUUCAAAACCCUGAAAUGGAUGCAUGGAAGAUAUUUUGUAUUGACAUAUGAUCAAAAAUUGAAUAAGGUAGAACCAGGCCGUUCUUAUAACGGUAGGGUGAAGCUUGAUAAGGACACCUACAGUCUGACGCUGAAAAGCCUACAGAAGAAUGACAGUGGAGUCUAUAUAGCAAGAUCAAUUGAUGAAGAAGGGGAAAACCCUAUUGUUCAGUACAAACUCUCUGUAUUAGAUCCAGUGGAGAGUCCAAUCCUUACUCCUGUCCAUCACCAGCUAAGCAGUGACUCCUGUAAUGUGACUCUCACUUGUAGUGGUCACAACCUCACAAUCCGCUCUAACUGCUCUAGUGAUGUCUGUGAGGAGAAGAAAAUAGAAUCACCAGGAGGCAUCAUCCUAUCCAUGUAUGUCAGUGGAAGCACUAUAAUCUGUAACCACAGCAACCCAGUCAGCUGGAAAAAAAGUGCAAUUAAAGAGAUUAAAGAAAUCUGUUUUUCUAUAGGGCCUACCAACCAACUGCUCUAUAUUGUAAUAGCACUGAGCUGUGUGGCACUUAUCCUCCUUCUGACUGUUAUUGGUUGUGUCAUACAACUUAGGAGGAAGAAAACAGAUGGCAUAGGUUCCCCACUGUGUGACACUGUGUAUGCAGAGGUUGAGAAUGAAAAUGAAAGACCAAGGAAUGGCAUGAGGUUGGAGAUAUCUGGACCUUCAAGUUUGUACAGUGUUGUAGGAGUGCAACUUCCACACAGUGAAGGAUCUACUCACGCUAUGCCAAAUCCUCUGUAUCAUGAGAGAAAUCAACAAGAAACUCAUGUGGACAAAAGACUGCCCAGCACUUAUUACACCUUUGCAGAUACGAGAUCUGACAACUUCCCAUCAACCAUAUACAGUACUGUGGAUCAUUCUAAGCCUGGAACCAUUUAUGGGGUAGUGAAAGGUCAAUAAAGCUGCAGAGGGAGCCCCAUCACUUAUGAGAAACUAAAACUUUUAUAUUGUCACCAACUGCAAUCAAGCAGCCUAAACAUCCCAUGCUCCUUCAAGACAUUUGCGUAAAGCUUUACAGUGAUUGUGUUAUGUAUAGUUCUUUUCACCUUGAUCGUGGAGUACUGGGGAUAAACUUAGCUGUUACUUUGGGACACAAAAUUGCUUUUUCUUUUUUUCUUUUUUUUUCUAAUUAUGGUCCAUGUCUAGGCCAGAGUAUUGUCUUUUUCAUUGUGUGUGUGUAAUAUAAUUUCAUGCAGAAAUGGAUUUCUUAAUUUAUUUUUUUAUUUAAUAUAUUUGUCUCUAUUAUAGAAUUUCAGCCAGGAUUCAAACAUUUGACAUAUACAAAACAUGGAUUUCUGUAUAUUAAAUCCUUAAAGUAAAUUAUUGGAGUUUUGUAUAUUCAUUUAGUAUAUAGCCAUUUUUAAAAUGAUUUGUAGAGUAAAUUCUCUGUAAUCUAGAUUUUCACAUUUUAAAGGCUUGGUUUUACUUAAUCAAGUCACAUUCACCAAUGGUCAGGGAUAAAUGCUAUGUUUUGGUAUUUUUAUUAUUUAAUCUUGGAUUGCCACUAUUUUGCUUUUAUAACAGUUUUAAAAAAAGAUGGCAUUUUACAAGUAAGGUUAACUAAAUUAUU